Molecule: messenger RNA, 3388 nt
Organism: Sphaerodactylus townsendi
Lineage: Eukaryota; Metazoa; Chordata; Lepidosauria; Squamata; Sphaerodactylidae
Gene: RD3
Product: RD3 regulator of GUCY2D
Exons: 3
Coding region: 229-822 (197 amino acids)
Source: RefSeq, a predicted model, not a curated record
AGAGAGACCAAUUCGGCAUGCCCAGACUGUGUAGGCAAAGCGACUCGGUAGGCAACAAGUAGCUUGCCGGGGUCGUCGAGGCUGAGCUUGCUUCGCCACUGCUCAAGUUUGUGGCCGAGCAGUAAAAGCCUCGUACGGGGCCUGCAAGAAGGCACACAGUUUGGGCUUCUUCCCUUCCCCAAGCUGGACUCGGGGUCCCUUUUUAGAGCCUUGCAGGCACCAGAAACCAUGUCGCUGACUUCUUGGUUCAAGUGGAAUGAACCUCCAAGACGAAUGUCCCAAAGGAGUCCCACAGAAAUGGUGGUGGAAACCCUUAUGAUGGAGCUGGACUGGCAAAUCAAGGAAGCUGAGAAACAGCAGCGGGACAGAGAGAAUGAGUACCGCAAGAUAAAGACAGGUGUGGACUAUAGUUGGCUGAUCAGCUAUCAGAAGCACAGCUAUGAUAUCAGUCCAGGGGAACGUCUGCAACUGGAGGACUUGUGUUCCAAAAUAUGCCCUUCAUACUGUGGUCCUGUUAUUAUCAGAUUCCGGCAACUCAUUGCUGAAUAUGAACCAGAAGCAACAGAAGUAUCUCGGCUGUUCCGUUCUGCUCUCCAUGAUGUUAUUGAGAAAAUGAAAGAGGAAGAAGCGGCAAAUAAGCUUGCCAGGCAGUGGAACACAAAGCACAAAACCAGCCUUUCCCUCACAAAUUUCAGGUCCCGUUCCAGAAUUUCCCCAUUCAGCAGUGACAUCAAGACCAUUUCAGAAGAUGUUGAGAGGGGCACUGAUCCAACCAGGAGAGUAUGGAGCAUGCCAGAGUUCAGGAGUACGAGGGAUUACUGACUUUGUUUACUUAUAACAAUAAGAUUUUAGAGACAGACCAUUGUAUUUAUUUAUUUAUUACCCAAUUGGGUCUGUGUGUCAUUUUUGUCUUCUAUCCAGUUGACCCUUUUUGCCCUUUUCUAUGGAUAAAUUCACAUGAACACUUUGAGGGCUUCUUUUAAUCCAUGCAUCUGAAGUUUUAUUGUGCAGUCAAUGAAUGUGUGCACGGUGAAUCAUUGAUAUGGUUUGGCCUCACCAAUACAGAUGGACAGCUUUGCAAGCUAUGGUGUGGGUAAAAGAAUCCCAUACAGCUGAGCCAAGUGAUUUUGUUUUCAAAAGUUUGAAAAAGAAGUCCAGAAAAGUGGUUAUGAGGAUAAACCCCAUGUGUCUCUUUUGUCCUGUGUGUGGAUAUCUCCCUCUCUCAUUGUGUCCAUAGGAACUGGAGCUGAUGCACAUUUAUAGAUCGCUCUCUAUAGCAAUCCCUGACAGAAAUUUAUUGCUUAUCCAGGAUAGACCUGCCCAGUGGAGACCCAACAUUUAUUUCUGGUGACCAGUAGAGAAAUCUUAUAGUAACCACCUCCCUCCCCAAUACCAUGAGUAACUUUCUUUUAAGGCUGGGAGAGGCAAUGUGUGACACUUCCCGAACAGUUCCCAUCUAUGUCUUCUACCGAAAUAUUGUCAACCUCACUAUUAAGGGCUGGAGUUACACAUCCCAGCCAUUGGUUGUCUUCUACACAAUUUCUUUUCUGGGCAUCAGGUUCAAAAGAUACAUGAUCACUUUUCUGUUGUGAUGUAGGAAAUAUAAAAUGAAUUCCACUGAUUGUUAGGAACAGUUAUUGACUACUAUGUCAAGUCAACAUUUGUGGGCCUCUCUGAAUACUAUUCAUCAUUUAAAGGCCAUUUCUAAUUUUUUUGUUUUGGGUGAUUUUUCCUCUUUGGAAACAAAUAGUUGUAUGAUCCCACCCUGAUAUGCCCUUGCUUUGAUCAGUUCCUUGCCUGUAUUGAAUGUCUCCUGGUGAAAAUGAAUCCCAUGUGCAGUUUUGUUGAACAUGAGACUGUGCUAUGGAAAUCUUCAGAGGGCCCUCUCUGUCUUGUUCCUGGUUUUAGGUAACAGGGAGGAGGAGCAGGGCAUCAUUUCUGUGGUGCAGUUCGGAGGCAGUUGCUGCUGUACUUAUAUCUCUUACUUUGAAAUAAGCGGUAACUUCCAUGCUUUUCUUCUCUUCUAGAAGAAAUACAUUUGUUUCUGAACAACACUGAUGCACAUGGAAGCUGCCCCUUAGGCACACAAAAUGCAACCCUAGUUAGAAGGGAUUUCUGAACAUUACCUCACUUUAAUCCAGUCUUAGUUACUGCAAAGUCAAGGCUUUUUAUUAGCAGCUUCUUUGCAUUGUCUGCAUUUGCAUGCAGAAGGCAUGGUCCAGGCCAAAGUUAAAUGUCAUUGAUAGCAAUAUGAAAGAUGUAGGUUGUGUUUAGGCCUCCAUUGAAAUCAGUGGUACUUGGACAUAACCGUGGUUGAAUCUGACUCAUUCUGUCUUUUGCACAGAAUGCUAUGGGCAUGUUUGUAAUCUUCAGUAUGCAGCCAAGGCCAGGCAUCAGCUCUUGUUGAAAUUUGAGAGAUCUGAUCUCUUAGAGCUGUGACUUGAAGGUGAACAGGACAGCCAAGGUUCAAGUGCUUCAGGUAAUAAAUAGCUGAGUACUCUCAAGCCUCCAGCAAUGAUGACCUCAGGGUCAUGGGGUUUUAAAGGCAAGAGAUGAGCAGAGGUGUUUUGCCUUUCUCUGCCCAGCUCCCUCAGGCUUCCUUGGUGAUCUCUCAUCCAAGUACUAACCAUAGCUGACCCUGCAUAGUUGCCAAGCUGUGAUGACAGAGGGAUAGUCUGGCUAUUAGGAUGCUGUUAAAUUUUCUUCUGGAAUGAUUUUGCUAGAUUUAUAUUCUAACCGUUCAAGCACAAGAGGAGAUUGUGAUGCAUAAUUUUUUUUAAAGUCUUUCCAGACAAAAAGUUUUCUCUCAAAAUACCAGCAAAUGGCAUUAUUAUUCACAAAACAAACUCAGGGCUUCCAUUUGUUACAACUCAUUUGACACAGACCAUUUAAACUCAGGUUCAGAGGAAGAGAUCAAAAUGUUGACAAUCAUACAAUUGCUAUGCCAUUUUCUAUGUCUCUGAAUAUUUAAGGCAAUUGUAUACAGUUUUUUCUAAGCUCUGUUUUUCAUAGAGAGAGACUCGUACAACUAAAAUUAGAAGCUAAGAGUGGCUUCUGGCUUAAGAUUCUCCUCUCUUACCUUUCCUGAAGUGGACACUGAGACGGUGGGGGAGGGGCUGCCCCAGCUGAGUCUCUGAUUAUUAAUAGUGUAUUUUUGAUAGGACACUUUUUCAAAGGUGAAGUUUCUUGGGGUAGAACUGAUUUCUUUUCUGUCUAGUGCUUGCAUGUUUGUGUUCCCCACCCCCACAUGGUUGCUUUCAGAAACUAAUAAUAAAAUAAACCACUAUGCAUGAAAAGCUGUUUUCCAACAAGUCAGAUGAUCAAGUUUUGUAUCUAAUGUGUAUCUAUACAUAUGCAUUGUAUUAAAUUCUGAAAUACAUCCUUUUAA